GGUCGAUCAUCAUGUUUCGUGAUUUUGUGGUAUAUUUCAUGGUGUCAAAAAUUUUGCAAUAAAAAAGAGUGGUUUUCAAUUGGCAAAUAUUUGAAAAUAUCUAUAAAAUCAUAAACAGUUUCCUAUGUUGUACAUCGAAGAAAAAAUUAAAAAUAUUUUUUAUGUGAACGAAUGGAAGUGCAGUGUAUGCUGUAAACUAUUCUGAAACUUAAGACUUUAAGGCACUGACAGGAAAGGUGAUUUUUCUAUAAUACAAAUAUGAACAGAGAUAUGAAACACAAUCUGAGAAGUCUGAAACGAACUCCGAUAACAGACGACUAUGAAAUAACCAAAACAGUCUUGGGACUCGGAAUAAAUGGUAAAGUAGUGGAAUGUUUCAGCAGAGCAACAAAGGAGAAAUAUGCUUUGAAGAUACUUGUAGACAGUGUGAAAGCAAGAAGAGAAGUUGAUCUACACUGGCGAGCCAGUGGCUGCCGUCAUAUUGUGAACAUUAUUGAUGUUUAUGAAAACAAAUAUAAUAGCAGUACAUGUCUUCUAGUUGUCAUGGAAUGGAAGGAAUAUUGUUAUAUAAAUAUGACUUACUCAAUUCACUCUCCAUUACUUAUUAGUCUUUUCUGUGUUUAUUUUUUAGAGGCUGCCCAAGUGAUGCAUGAGAUUUGUAUUGCUGUCAAAUAUCUUCACAGUAACGAUAUUGCCCACAGGGAUUUGAAACCAGAAAACCUUCUUUAUUCUAAACCAGGUCCCUUCGGUGUACUUAAAUUAACCGAUUUUGGAUUUGCCAAAGAAACAUUAGUAAAAGAUACACUCCAGACCCCUUGUUAUACCCCGUAUUAUGUUGCUCCUGAAGUCUUGGGUCCUGAAAAGUAUGACAAAAGCUGUGAUAUAUGGUCUAUGGGAGUAAUUAUGUAUAUUUUGUUGUGUGGGUUCCCGCCAUUUUACAGUAACCAAGGACUCGCAAUAUCUCCUGGAAUGAAAAACCGUAUCAGAAUGGGCCAGUACACAUUUCCUAAUCCUGAGUGGCAAAAUGUUAGUCAAGAAGCCAAAGAUCUUAUCAAUGGCAUGCUCAACAUCGAUCCAACCAAAAGAUUCGCUAUUGAUCAAGUUAUAACGAACAGGUGGAUAGCUCAAUAUACUGCUGUCCCCCAAACACCGUUACACACCAAGAAAUUGCUGAAGGAGAAUGUCGAAGUAUGGCCUGAGGUACAAGAAGAGAUGACACGAUCAUUGGCAACAAUGAGAGUAGACUACGACCAAGUACAAAUUAAAACUUUGGAAAACUCUAACAAUCCCCUUUUAAACAAACGUCGUAAAAAAAUGUCUGCUAAUAAGUCUUGAAUGAAACAUUGUUUUUUUAUUGAAACCACUACUAUUCAAAAUAGACCACUGUGGUUGAAUUUAUAGUAAUUGAUCUUAUUUUAGUUUUAUAAGUGCAUUUAUGAAAUUGUAUCUUUUGUUACGUUUAUCCCAGUUCUAAAUAGUGAAAACUAUAUUUUAUUUAGUAACGUUAUUUUUUUAAAGGGUAUGUUGGAUUUGCCAGCAUGCCAAAUAUAAGUAUUCGCCAAUUCAAAUGAAAGUAUUUGGUGAGACAUAUUUUACAGGGAAGUGCCUAAUUUAUGAACAUUCAUUGUCACUUUUUAAAAUGAUUUUUGAUUCUCACACAAAAUUCCAAGUAAUUCGCUGUAUGCAGGUUGUUGAAUAAUUUUCGAUAAUGAUAUACAAGAGAAUGAUUCUGA
Leptinotarsa decemlineata (Colorado potato beetle) is the source of this 1733-nucleotide messenger RNA. It is a transcript of the gene MAPk-Ak2, whose product is annotated as MAP kinase-activated protein kinase 2. The record is from RefSeq and is a predicted model, not a curated record. NCBI's taxonomy places the organism in Eukaryota, Metazoa, Arthropoda, Insecta, Coleoptera, Chrysomelidae.